AAAAGAAUAGCUCAUGAAUAUUCAUAAGCGCGCGCCCCACUUCCGUGCAUGUUCCGUGUCCGUGUGUGUGUUGUGCUGGUGCAUCGUGUAGGUGCAGAAAGUCGGGAUUUUCGGCCUUUCAGGAGGAUUUUUGGGAACAGAACCGACCCGAGUAGCAGCAUAGCUGCGUAGCAGGUCAGGAUGGCGGACACGGACGUCGUGCUGAACGGGCCCCCUGAUGUGGGAGACGGUAAAGCAUCAUCUGGUGGAAGCAGCCCUCACCAGUCCCCAGUAGCUGAGACCAAACAGAGCAAGGUGAAGCGACCAGUCGACAUUCAGCAAGAUGUACAUGAGAUGGAAAAGCGCAAGAGAGUCUCCCUGAUUCUCAACUCACAAGCAUUCAGAGAGGAGCUGGAAGAAAUUAUUGAGUCUCAGAUCAAGUCAGGCCCUCAUCCGGCCAGCCUGAUAGCACUGCAGCAGAUCAGUGAGCUCAUCCUCCCCCAGGCCAGGGUGCCCAGUUCUGUACUGUCUGGUGGGGGAAUGAGAGCCACAGGAAUCGUAAUCCCCAUCAACGAUCUCCGCGGAGUGGACGCCAUGAGCUACAGUAAGGGGGAGAAGCUCCUACGAUGCAAGCUGGCCUCCCUGUACCGGCUGGUGGACAUGCAUGGAUGGACCAACCUCAUAUACAACCACAUCACGGUUCGCAUCAGCCAGGAGAAGGAACACUUCCUCAUCAACCCCUACGGGAUGAUGUACAACGAGCUGACUGCCGCCUCUCUGGUCAAGGUGGACAUGCAGGGCCAGGUCAUCGACCCUGGCAUCACCACCUUCGGCAUCAACAAGGGCGGCUUCAUGUUGCACAGCGCUGUGCAUCAGUUCCGCCCGGACUGCAGAUGUGUCCUGCACCUGUACAACGAGGCUGUGUCUGCAGUAUCUGCCACCAAGCAGGGCUUGAUGCCGAUAUCCCACGAAGCCCUGUUGAUUGGAGAGGUUUCUUACUAUGACUACCGUGGCGUUCCAGUCGACCAGAAUGAAAGAGACACCAUCGCUAGGAGCCUGGGACCAAAGAACAAGGUGCUGAUACUGAGAAACCAUGGGGUACUGGUGUGUGCAGGGACGAUAGAGGAAGCCUGGUACCUUGCUUACAACACUGUGAAGGCUUGUGAGAUACAGUUGAAGGCGAUGCCUGCGGGACUGGAUAACCUGAUUGUUCUGGACCGUUCGGCACUACGGGAGGAGCCCCGUGAGGAGCAGAAGGGCGGCGGGGACACGGCACACUACAAGGCCACUGAAGAGAAGCAUUACAAGUGGAAAAAGGGAGAGCUAGAGUUUGAGGCACUAAUGAGACAGAUGGACAAUUCGGGCUACAAGACUGGGUACAUCUACCACCAGCCGGUAGUGCGCCACCUGCCCGGCACAGGCAAGAGCAAUGAUGAGGUCGCCAUUCCUCCAUCAGCCUCCGGAUUCACGGAAACAGCAGGGCACGACGACGACUUGGGCAUCCUCUCGCCGGCACGUCGGGCCAUGGACCGGAAACAGGGCGAAAAGACCAAGUGGCUGCACUCCCCAAAUGUGUACACCAAGGUGCAGGUGCAGGUGGAUCAGAACGGAGAUGGAGAGGAACCAAAAACAGUGACCAGGUGGGUGUCAGAGGACUCCCCCAGCAAAGGCACCAUCAUCAAAGUGGACCCCAAUGCCUUUGUCCCCACAGGGAUACCUGAGGAGGAUGUGCGCACCAAGGUCAAAGUGUUGAAGGACAAGCGGGUUGCAGACAAACUGUCUUCAGGCCCUCAGUCGAAUAUUCUGCACGGUAUGCCCUGGGCAGCCACUGCCUCUGGUGACCAGGUUGUUGUUCAUGCGGGGUCAAAGGGUAUAAUUCAGCAGGAGUUCCAGGAUGAAUUUGUGUUCCCAAUGCUACAAAGUCCAAAUCCAUUUGAGAAGAUGACAGAGAAGGAGCUGGAAGAGUAUCGCAAGGAAGUGGAGAAGAAGCAAAGAGGUGUGGGCGGUGAGAUCACCACGACAACCGUGGAGACUGUGGUGAUCGAUGGCCAGGUGAAGACGGUACAGAAGGAGACCGUCCUGACCGUGGUCAAGUCUGGAGAGGGCGAAGACGCGGAGAUACAUGAGAAACUCAUGGAAGAGUUACGAGCUGCCAGCAUCAAACGCAAAACGCCUACCAAACGUCACUCGUCCUCGUCUCACAGCUCUCAGGAGGAGAGCGUGGUAAACAGACCUGCUGGCUCUACUGAAGAGCCAGAACCUAAACCCUCCGUACAGCCUGUAUCUGAACCUCCUCCUGAGCCUCCAGUAAAACAGGAAAUCAAAGCUGCGAGCCCGAAGCGGCUGUCCCCUGCCUCCCCAGGGUCUCCAGCGGGAAGCCCAGUGAACGGACAGGGCGCCCCAGCAGGCGGGUCGCCGGACAAGGCGGCAGAGGCCGGAGAGCGGGAGGAGUCAUCAGAGGGAACACCCAACGCCAGCGGCAAGGAGUCCUCACCAACUAAGGAGACAUCCCCAACCAAGAAGAAAAAGAAACUCCGAACACCAUCCUUCCUCAAGAGCAAGAAGAAGGACAAGAAGAAAGACAAGGAAUAAGCAAGGAUACACCCACCAAGAAAUGAACCUUUAGAAGAAUUACUAUGUUGGGUGCUACAAUACAUAACAGCCUACAAAGUGAAAUAAUAGGCUUUUGGGGGGUUUCUAGCUGCUGUAGGGGGCAUUGCAGCCCCUGUAGUCGAGUGCAUUGGCAAGAAGGGGUAGGCUGUGAAGGGGAGUACUUCUCUUUGUUACGCAGAGCUGCAUGCUUAAGACAAUUAAGCUGGUAGUACUCGUAAUCAAUUGUGAAUUCAAGUAUUGUGCAUCCAUGGGUCAGCAAUGAUUUGCCAUAAGGAAACCAGUAGCCAUCUCAAUCUGGAGGGGUGGACAGGAAUGUACAUGUAUAUUGUAUAUGCUACCAUGGUUUAACACUUUUGAAUGGAUACAUGUUCUCUGGUACCACCAAGGAAGGCAGUAUAUGAUGUCACCUUAUGUUGGCUUUUUAAAUUGUCUAAUAGGGUUUUGAAAGGUCUUUGUACAUGUUUUGGAUUUCUUCCGUUUUUCUCUUCAAAAACAUGGAUGGUAUAUGGACAUUCCCAAGUCUGCUUAGUUGGCCCAGAACGCAUGGUAUUUGUAAGAAAGACAACAUUUUUUAAGAUUUCUUAACAAAAUCAGAUGUUUAUUCUUUUUCAAUACCUAUCAUUGAUUUUGCAUUAAUACAGGUGUUAAUUGUAUGCUGAUUGAAAAGAGUUUUUUCACCUCAAAAAAGUAUUUAGUAGUGAAAUCUAACUAUUACUAUGAAGAAUUUGACUUUUCAGUUUUGGGCUAAGUGUUGUAUACAAUAUAGCUACAUGUUCAGUAUGUAAGCAGGAUGUUUUGUUCAGACGUACCCUGAAUCAAGCUUAGUCAGGCUUGUGAAGAAUUUGCCAAAGUCAUCAAUGUUAUGAUGUAAGGAUACCAUAAUGUACUACGUGUAGCUUAGAAAAAAAAUGAUUAUAGCCACAAAAGGCAAAAAAAAAUCUGUCUACCCUGCACACAGUCAGGGUGGUCUAACUCUACAGAUGGUAAAAAAAAGUGUUACUUUUAAGUACAAGAAAAACAUCACAUCAAGUAUCCCUUGCCUUCUCUUUAGUUGGUAAGGAGUGCUAUUCAGUGAUUUUUUUCUCAUUUUGUACAGUGUGGAAAUUAUGUGCAAGGCAUACUGCAAUUGAUUUGUUGCUUCUUUGUCAUGUAGCUUUUCAGAUUCCAAUAGCUCCUUGCAAGUUACAGGAAGAAUUGUAGAUGCCACACCACUAGUUGUAGACUUGUAUGAUGAUGUGUGUGUAAGUGUUGAGAGAAUGAGGAAAACUCACACAUCUCGGUGAGUUGACUUUGACGAAGGACAGAGUUUCGGCAUACUGUUUUACAAUCAAAAGAAAAGACACCAGGAGUUUUUCAUCAGGUCAUCAGAGGGGCUCUGGCACUCUUUGUUCACCCAUUUUGUAUUUUAAAAAAUCACAGCAUGUGAUUUCAAAUGAGCAGCAUCCAAGAAAAAAAGCCAGUCAUGCAUGGCUUUAUGUGUGCACUGUGUUUUUAAAAGCAAAUCACUAUGGGUAUGACAACAGGCUGUCCAAGCCAAGGUGACAUUGGGGUCAUGUAGGGAGGUCAAGUCGAGGAGAAAGGUCUUGUGACGAGUUUGUCAAGAGAAAAAGACAGGAGUGGCUACGUCUGAUGAUUGUGGAGAGGUCUGCAUAUUUGUGGUGCUACAUGAAUUCUACAGCAUUGACAAUAUGUAUAGAGAUAGCCAAACAGUUUUUUGUAGCAAUAUUAGAGGUUUUGCCAGUUCGAGUCAUCACUAUUGCCAUAGCAAGUGUUUCAUCACCAAGCUUGUUGCUUCUGUUGUAGACUCUUCCUGUGUGAGAUUUGAGGAUUAAUGCCUGUACUAGACCUAGAAUGAUUGGCUCCUGACUCGUCUGACCCUGUAUACCAUAGUGACUUCAUAGUUUCACAUCUGCUGCCAAUGACAUGCUGCCUUCAGCUGAACUAACCACAAUGUACUGAUAUGUCAAGAUAUUCUCAGUCCGUGAGUGAGUGUGUUGUGUGCGAGUGAGCAAACUGAAUUCGAGCUGUGAAUUCAUGUCAAAUUGAAUCACCCUCCCUUGCUUCGCUUAUGAUGUCUGUCUGCAAAUUACGUCUAUGUCUUGCAGUAGAGCCUGUAAUAGAGGGAUGUAUGGAAAUAAGGGUAACUAUUGAAGAUGAGCUUGAUGUCACUGUUAUGAACUCCUUCUUUUGAAGAAACAAAUGUUCCACAUGGCAAUGGUAGAGUACAAUGACCACAAACAUAAUUCUAUGUAGGUUGUGCAAUGUAAAUCUCUUUGUGUGAAGAGCUUGAUAACCGCUUUUAGACAUGCAGCUUUAAAAUGUUUUAUUCCACUGCUUUUGCAUUUUUGUUGUUUCAAAUGAUGUACCUCUGCCAAAGUGUGCACCAAACACAUAAAACAGUAUGUUGUGUCAGGUUCUGUUGAAUGUAUCAACAGAAAUUGCACCUGAUUAUUAGUACUUGUGACUAAAAUUUGGGAUUGAACAUGUGGAUCUGUAGUUAGUGCUGUGUAUGUGUGAGUGAGAUGAUGCAUGACAAUGAAGACAUGUAAUGCAUAGACUUUCAAUCAUGUCAUAGUGUAGCCUAGAGGCAUGACUGUAGUUAAGAUUUUACCUUACCCUUUGAUGAAACUUUAAACAUGUCAGAACGAGAUGUUUCUGUGUUGCCUGUCGACAUCUCUGAUUGGAUAACCUUAGUGAGUAAAGACCUACGAUUGGUUGGUUGUUGCAGCUGGUAGAAUUGUUUAGUAAGUCAAUACCACUAAGAGAGCCUUGCUAAUCUUGUGAUCAAUGACCUCUGACCACUACAGCCCUCUUCACAAUGCAUUUCAAGUAUAAAUCUGGAUUCUAACAUUGCACUAACAAGAGGGAUGAUAAGUGAUGGUAGUCAGAGGUCAUAAUGGCUAUGUGCCAAAUGCAUAACUGGCACACUCCCUUGGGCUCUAUAGGUUCACCCAGCCCAAGAGAGGUGUAAAAUUACAUGUAUAAUUUGUGAAUACUGAAUUCUGCAAAGCUAAUUAAAGUGAUAAGUUUUUAACUGAACAACUAGCUCAAAGCUUUAACUUUCUGAGUUGUCUUUUUUAUCGUGUUCAUUUUUUUGACAGUUUUACACCAAGUAGUUGCAAAAAGGAUGGUGUCAACUUCUCACAGGAUUUAUGGACAGCGAGCAAUUUUUUGUGUAGCGUAGAAUGACAGACACAGAGUCUUACUGGUCACAUCCAUGUAUUUCCUUACAGGGCGAGGUGCUAUCAGUUUUGUUGGAUGAUACCAGCUUGAUUAGUUCUGUAUGACCAAAGACCCAGGAUGGACAGAAGGACUAUAUACCAGGCUUUCUAAGUUGUCAACAAGUUGACAAACAAGACUUUUUAUCACCAUAGACUUUAUAUAAGAAGUAACACUGUUUGUUUUCCUCCUGGAAUGAUGACCUGUAUACAUGACCAUGAUGUGCAGCUAUUGUAGCUAACGUGUCACUGUGAAAUAAAUCUGCAAGAAACUUAAA
This is a messenger RNA of Branchiostoma floridae (Florida lancelet), 6088 nucleotides long. RefSeq names its product alpha-adducin-like. Gene Ontology annotation, molecular function: actin filament binding. Lineage: Eukaryota; Metazoa; Chordata; Leptocardii; Amphioxiformes; Branchiostomatidae. The record is from RefSeq and is a predicted model, not a curated record. The transcript has 16 exons. The coding region runs from base 181 to 2571 and encodes 796 amino acids. Gene Ontology annotation, cellular component: postsynaptic density; cytoskeleton; plasma membrane. Gene Ontology annotation, biological process: barbed-end actin filament capping.